Puccinia graminis f. sp. tritici CRL 75-36-700-3 is the source of this 1665-nucleotide messenger RNA. RefSeq lists its product as uncharacterized. Bases 1 to 1665 code for a protein of 554 amino acids. The record is from RefSeq and is a predicted model, not a curated record. Lineage: Eukaryota; Fungi; Basidiomycota; Pucciniomycetes; Pucciniales; Pucciniaceae. Gene Ontology annotation, cellular component: membrane; endoplasmic reticulum. Gene Ontology annotation, biological process: GPI anchor biosynthetic process. The transcript has 11 exons.
AUGCCCGAAUCAACGAAACAGCCGUCAUCCAGCCAGACUUGCCAUGUGUUUUGGCCGAGCGAUUAUCCUCUUGACUCGACGGGUUAUCUGAUCGGAUGGCAGAUCGAUAAAGUAUUUUGCGUAGCAACUCUGGUUGAAAACUAUUCUUUGACAUCGUUACAUCGAUCGGACAGGGACCUCGACGGAUCACUUGUUCAUCCCCAUAAUGCUCGUCUUUUAGGUCAAUUGAACCCCUCUGCAAGUUCCUCUGCAAGUCCUCCACAAUCUGAUCAAGAGUGGAUAGCAAUAAAAUACCAACCUGAAGGAAUUCUGAAAAUAAAAAACCCGCAAGAAGAAGACGAAGAAGAGAGCAUAGUAAUGAUAUACGACCGACCAUCGAUCCGAAAACAUCACUUUCUUUCGCUUAGACCGUUACUCAAACCCUCCUUAGUAGUCUCUCAAAAUAAUCAGCCUUCAUCAUCAUCAACAUCUGCAUCAGCACAAAGGAAUGGAAACAAAUCAUUAGCUGAUAAGAUUAAACUCUUCGAUCAACUCUAUCCUCAUCUUGCUAUGUCUCCUAGUCAUGAUAACUCUCAUCCUAGAGAAAUGUCAACAAUCAUCAAAUUCAUAAACUCUAGUGAAGAAAUCCAUAAUAGAUUUCAUAAUAAGAACAAAUCAAAAGAUCCAGGACGAAAGAAAACAAUCAAAAAACCAAGUCAACAACAACAAGAAGGAAAAGAAGACCACGAGUCGAUCGAAGCUCUCCCAAACCAACUAGAUUUGAUCCUCGGAUUAUCCACUUUCCUUCAGCAAUUCAAUGUCCGUUUAGUGGAGAUAUCAAGUUGGCCAAGUCGAUAUCGAAAGAUCACUCGAGAAGAAGAUGCUGACCUAUCCGGUCGGCGUGCCGAAUAUGUCAUGCUUUUUAAUACGUUGUGGUUGAUUGCAAAUGAUAUAAUUUUCGGACGAACGAGCGGACAAAUUCUGAUGGAAAAUUCCGACCUAUUAGCGGCGUGGUUAGAAUACCAUUUACAAACAUAUACUGUUACGUUGGUUAAGAAAGCUUUACAUUGGACGAAUUCGUAUCCCGUUGGAUUGAAAUUGAAUGAUCAACUCGGUCAAGCUUUCUGUUUAUGCUCCAACAUGGCCGUCGACUUUUGGCACAUCUAUGUUUUGAAACAUGCCUAUUUGAUUCUACCCAAGAUGAUUUGGACGGUCGGUUUUGUCAGCUUAUUCGGGAACACAUUUGCCCUGGCUAUUGCAUCCGAUUUCUUGACGAUUGCGACGUUCCAUUUAUGGAUAAUCUAUCGAUUAUUUACAUUUAUCUUUGAUUGUCAAUUACGUUUUCUUAGCGUGCUUUUCAAUAUUUUCAGAGGUCGGAAAUAUAACGUAUUACGAAAACGAAAUGAACCGGCGACUUAUCAGCUCGAUCAGUUGAUCCUUGGCACGAUUUUAUUCACACUAGCGAUUUUCCUAUUUCCAACCAUUCUCGCAUUUUACAUCUUGACAAGUACAACUCGUGUGUUAAUUGUUUGGGUACAUGGAAUUAUUGGCACCGGCUUAUCAUUAUUGAACCACUUCCCUCUGUUUGUCCUGAUGUUGAGGCUGAAAGAUCCGGCUCGAUUGCCCUCUGGUGUUGCUUUAUACCACUACAUGAUCAUGAUCCAGCCAAAUUCAAACUUCAGAUGA